ACACACACACACACACUAUUUCUUUCAGCGCCUUUAUGCUGUCAAGUCUGAAAGGAUAUUCUCUCUCUCCCGUCUCUCCCCACUCCCUCUUCCCUAAACAAUUUCUCUUUUUCUCUCAAUCACUCUCUCUCUCUCCCACUUUGUCACAUUUCUACUUGGAAAAGUGAACAAUCUGGAACAGGCAAAUCUUGGACAGUCAUAUUGAACCUAGAAAAGAGAGUCUUCAUCAACUACCCCUACAAUGGAUUGGAUCACUAAUAUAUCUUUGUGUAUUCACUGCACAGAGGAAGUAGAACCGCUCAUGAGGAGAUACUUCAAUAGCACUGAGGACUACCUUGCCUUUUUAUAUGGACCCAGACGAAGCCACCUGUUCCUGCCUAUGACUUGGGUGUAUGCUUUGAUUUUCAUAGUUGGGGUGUCUGGAAACCUUUUAGUGUGCCUGGUGAUUCUCAAGCACCGGAACAUGAAAACACCCACUAACUACUAUCUCUUCAGCCUUGCCAUUUCAGACCUGCUGGUAUUGCUCUUUGGGAUGCCCUUGGAAAUCUAUGAAAUGUGGAGCAACUACCCCUUCUUGUUUGGACCAGUUGGAUGCUAUUUCAAGACUGCUCUCUUUGAGACUGUGUGCUUUGCUUCCAUCCUGAAUGUCACCACAGUCAGCAUAGAGAGAUACGUGGCCAUCCUUCACCCCUUCCGAGCCAAGCUGAAGUGCACAAGGGGGCACGCUCUGAGGAUCAUCAUUGCCUUGUGGUUCCUGUCUGUCCUCUUCUCUCUUCCCAACACCAGCAUCCAUGGCAUUAUGCUACAGUAUUUUCCAAAUCACACGGAAGUCCCCGGCUCUGCCACAUGUGCUGUGGUCAAGCCCAUGUGGAUCUACAACUGUAUCAUCCAGUUAACCUCUUGCCUCUUUUAUGUGCUGCCAAUGAGUGUCAUCAGUGUGCUCUACUGCCUGAUGGGGCUGAAAGUGAGUCUAAACUAAGCUACGUCUCUUUUUGUGUAACUUUAAGAAUCCAUAUCAUGUUACAUCAUCUCAUUGUAUUUUAAACUUUUUAUCGAAACUUUUUUAAAAUUUAGCCUCCUUACCAGUAUCUUUUUAGCAAUGCACAAAUUCAAAUCCCUCCAUGUGGAAGUAAUGUUUCAGUAGUGCUUCAUUUCCCAUACCAAUUCAUUGCCAAAUUAUUCACAGAAACCACUCUGCCCAAACCUAUUUAUAAUACAUCAUUUCAUUUUUUUAAAAAAAUGCAUCUUAUUCUAGCACCCUAACAAAAUCUAUUUCA
Molecule: messenger RNA, 1277 nt
Organism: Rhineura floridana
Lineage: Eukaryota; Metazoa; Chordata; Lepidosauria; Squamata; Rhineuridae
Gene: NMUR2
Product: neuromedin U receptor 2
Exons: 1
Coding region: 242-979 (245 amino acids)
Biological process (GO): G protein-coupled receptor signaling pathway
Cellular component (GO): plasma membrane
Molecular function (GO): neuromedin U receptor activity
Source: RefSeq, a predicted model, not a curated record